Messenger RNA from Gilbertella persicaria, 2257 nucleotides. RefSeq lists its product as uncharacterized. The record is from RefSeq and is a predicted model, not a curated record. Gene Ontology annotation, molecular function: protein binding. The coding region runs from base 10 to 2094 and encodes 694 amino acids. NCBI's taxonomy places the organism in Eukaryota, Fungi, Mucoromycota, Mucoromycetes, Mucorales, Choanephoraceae. The transcript is spliced from 2 exons.
CACAAACCCAUGAUUUUUUCAAAAAAACAAAUAAAAAGGCCAAUCGACAUGUCAUAUUUUCUCUUUCUCUUUUUCUCUACUUGUACCAUGUCUUUAUCCCAUAUUGUGUUUGCCUCUCGACGUAUAUUUAAGCGACUCAAUAAUAAAAAUAAAACGUCAUUUUUGUCGUUGCCCAUCAACAAAUCAUUCAUAUCUCUACACCGUCGUUCAAGAAGAAAUAGCACUUUAUCAUGUACAGCGCACUUAGUGGAAUACACAGCAGACGAACUAUUUGAACUCGCUCAAGAUCAUUUGUUUGGAAGAAAUAGACCUAAAGAUGAAACAGUAGCAGUUCUUUGUUUAAAAGACGCAGCCAUUAGUCACGAUCAUGCUGGAGCUCAGGCAAUCCUUGGAUUUUGUUAUGAAUUUGGCAUAGGUACUCUAUCAAACUUCCAACUUGCCGAACACUAUUAUACCAUGUCCAUCAAGACAGCUUUGCAACACCAAGAUCGAUUUGAUCGUUUUUCAGAAGCAACACUUGUUGGUGUCAUUCGACUUGCAUUUCUAAGGAAAUAUGGACGUCCCGGUGUGCGCAUCAAUCGAGUAGAAGCGGAGUAUUGGGAAACCAAGAUCAACCAGCGCGGCCCUGAUGCAAUAUCAUGGCUACAACGCGCUGCACAAGUUUAUCAAUGCUCAGCGAGUCAGUACUGUCUAGGUGUCUGUUAUCAUGAUGGUAUUGCUGUAGCCAAGAGUCCAACAGAAGCAUUUCAAUGGUACAAAUCAAGCGCAGAACAAGGCAACAGCCGCGGUCAAGGCAUUUUAGGGUUCUGUUACUGUGAAGGCUUUGGUGUGGCCAAGUCAGAAAAAACAGCAUUAGAGUGGUACCGUCGCGCUGCUGAAAAAGGUGAAACAGUGGCUAUUUAUAACAUGGGCUAUUGCUACGAAGAUGGUAUUGGUGUUGAAAAAGAUCAUGUUGAGGCUGUUAAAUGGUACACACUCGCUGCGGAACAAGGUAAUGCAUUUGCUCAAAAUUCAUUGGGCUAUUGCUAUGAAGACGGUGUCGGUGUACCACAAGAUAAAGUGACAGCGGCCAUUUGGUACCGUCGAUCUGCUGAACAAGGCUAUCCAUGGGCAGAAUGUAAUCUUGGUUAUUGCUUUCAAAACGGGAUUGGCGUUGAAAAAAACGCGGCUCUAGGUGCCUAUUGGUACGGCCAAGCUGCUCGGCAAGGUCAUGCACGCGCUCAACAUAAUCUUGGAUUUUGCUAUCAGAACGGCAUUGGUGUUACAAAAAACCUGAAAUUGGCUGUUGUGUGGUACACAAAGUCUGCUCAACAAGGGAAUAUUUUUGCAUUUCAUUCACUGGGUUAUUGCUAUCAGAAUGGUUUAGGUGUUGAAAAAGAUCAGCGCGAGUCUGUUUAUUGGUAUUUUAAGAGUGCUGAACUUAACCAUGCUCCUGCUCAACUGUCGCUUGGUUUCUGUUUCCGCAAUGGAAUGGGUGUUGAAAAGAACGAAGCAGAAGCAGUCAAAUGGUUUCGUCGAUCUGCUUUACAAGGCAACCCAUUAGCACAAAAUUCACUCGGUUUUUGCUACGAAGAAGGACUUGGUAUCAGUAAAGACCUAAAGGCCGCUGUCUAUUGGUAUGCCAAGGCUGCUAAACAAGGCAACCCAUGGGCACAAUGUAAUUUGGCAUUCUUGUAUGCAAAUGGUACCGGCCUACCAAAGAACAGUUCGAAGGCAGUCUAUUGGUAUCGAAAAGCAGCCGCUCAAAAUCAUGCUCGUGCCCUUGACAAGUUAGGUCUUCAUUUGCAGUCUGGUAUUGGUGUCAAUCAAGACUUGGAAUUAGCUUUUGAAUUGUUUCUACGCGCUGCUGAACAAGAUCAUGUGUCUGCCCAAUACCAUUUAGCCAAUUGCUAUGAAAAAGGUUUAGGCACUUCGCUUGAUCUAAGGCAAGCCACUGUUUGGUUUGAAAGGGCAGCUAUAGCUGGUUGCCGAAAUUCAUAUGAAAGAUUGAGAAGACUGUUGGUGCGUGUCUGCUUGACUUCUUCCAAUGCCAGGAAUGAGGAUGAUUUGAUGUAUUCUGGUUUUGUCUGUGGACAUGCUGCACCUGCUGCUUAAAAAAAAUUACUUGUAUACCCUUUCUCUUUUGUCUGCAUAAUAAAUAAUAGAUUUUUCUGUUCCUGCAUAAAAUAAAGUGACCUUCGUCAUCGUUGACAGUCAUUGAUCUGAGUCAAAAUUCAAAAAUUCUCUCUCUCUUUUUCUAUUCUACCUUCCUUCUAUC